Molecule: messenger RNA, 1497 nt
Organism: Zingiber officinale
Lineage: Eukaryota; Viridiplantae; Streptophyta; Magnoliopsida; Zingiberales; Zingiberaceae
Product: protein FAR-RED IMPAIRED RESPONSE 1-like
Exons: 4
Coding region: 1-1497 (498 amino acids)
Biological process (GO): regulation of DNA-templated transcription
Molecular function (GO): zinc ion binding
Source: RefSeq, a predicted model, not a curated record
AUGGCAAUUGCAAUUAAAGAGGUAUUUCCGAAUUCUCCUCAUCGUCUGUGUCUUUGGCAUAUCAUGAAGAAACUUCUAGCAAAAUUAGGUGGUCAUGCCCAAUACAAAAUGAUAAAGAAGCAAUUGAAGAACAUUGUUUAUAACUCACUUACAAUUGAUGAGUGUGAUGAGAAUUGGUUGAAAAUGAUUGAGGAAUUUAAUUUAGAGAACAAUGAUUGGUUGAAAUCUUUAUAUAAAGAACGGAAUACAUGGAUACCUGUAUAUGUUAAAGAUCAGUUUUGGGCAGGUAUGUCUACAUCUCAAAGAAGUGAAAGUAUGAAUGCAUUUUUUGAUGACUACGUCCAUUCUAAAACAUCCUUGAAGCAAUUUGUUGAGCAGUAUGAUAGUGCUUUGAAGAAAAACAUUGAGAAUGAAAAACAUUUGAAUUUUGUUUCUUUUAAUUCUAUCAUGCGAGUUAUUCUUGGUCAUCCUAUUGAAAGACAAUUUCAAAAUGCCUACACUAACAACUUAUUUAAGUUGUUCCAAGAUGAAAUAAGAGAGUUGAUGUUUUGCAAUGCCUCUUUGUUGAAAGAAGAUGGGACAACUUUAAUAUUUGAAGUAGUAGAAACUAUGUUGGAAAAAAAUGGAGAAUCUGUAAGAGAAGUUUCCUUUAGGGUUCAUUAUAUGGAGAUAGAUUGCCAAUUGAAGUGUGUGUGUCGUCUAUUUGAGUUUCGGGGAAUUUUAUGUAGGCAUGUGAUCAAAGUAUUAAUAAGAAUGAAGGUGAUUGAGGUUCCUAAGAAUUACAUUAUUGACCGAUGGCGUAAAGAUAUUAAGCGUGAGUAUCAAAGUAUCAGUAACAUCUAUGAUGAUUAUGGUUGUGAUGGAGAAAGACAUCGGUAUAAUAUUCUCACUCCAUUAAUACAAGAGGUUCAACAACUUGGCGCAAAAAAUGACGACAAUUUUUCUGUUUUGGUGGAAAUCUUGAAAGACACGAAGGAAAAACUGAUUGCAGGUGAUCUUGGGCAUUCAAGGGUUGAACAACUGGAAAAAGUAUCUACAUUCGGUGCAAAAAUGAUACACUCUCCAUUAAAAGUAAGAUCUCGAGGUCGUCCACCCACAAAGAGGAAACAAUCAAAGAUUGAACAAAUUGUGAAGAAAUCAAUUGCAAAUGCCCGAAAGAAGAUCAAAUUCCUGCUUCUACAGAUCAUGCCAUCUCUGGUGACUUUUGGAAGAACAUGGCAAAAAGGUGAUGCUUCUGGAAGGUCAAAACAAAGUAGGAGCGAGAAGAAGAGCCGGAGGGCUAUGCUGAAGCCCAGUAUGAAGCCAGUACCUGGUGUCAACUGCGUAACACUAAAGAAGAGCAAGAAUGAUGAUGAAGAGGUCGAUGAGGCUGGUGUCGAGCCAAAGGACAUCGAAUUGGUGAUGACCCGGGCUGGGGUUCCCAGGUCCAGGGCUGUUAAUGCGCUCAAAGCUGCCAAAGGUGAUAUCGUCACUGCAAUCAUGGACCUUACAAAUUAG